AUGGACGGGUACCAAGACACCCUUAACGCGGACACGCACCGCCUGUACUACCGCAACUGCACCAUCGACUUCGUAUUCGGCAACAACCUCUCCCUCUUCCAAAACUGCACCUUCAUCACGUGCAAGCCCGACCCCAAGCAGGGGUGCAUGGUGACCGCCCAGGGCCGCUCCGACCCCAAGAGCAACACCGCAAUCAUAAUCCAGAACAGCAGGUUCACCGCCGAGCUGGCGGUCCUCGCCGCGAAGCCGCAGGUGCAAGCGUACCUCGAGUGUCCGUGGAAGGAGCUGUCGAGGACCAUCAUCAUGCAGUCCGAGAUUGAGGGCUUCAUCAACUGCUUCGAGCCCUGCGGAUGUGGUUGGCAGCCGCAUAGAAGCAAUAGUUUGAGGUGGUGA
Molecule: messenger RNA, 393 nt
Organism: Salvia splendens (bonfire salvia)
Lineage: Eukaryota; Viridiplantae; Streptophyta; Magnoliopsida; Lamiales; Lamiaceae
Product: putative pectinesterase/pectinesterase inhibitor 43
Exons: 1
Coding region: 1-393 (130 amino acids)
Biological process (GO): cell wall modification
Molecular function (GO): pectinesterase activity
Source: RefSeq, a predicted model, not a curated record